Messenger RNA from Sinocyclocheilus grahami, 2797 nucleotides. Its product is annotated as pre-mRNA-processing factor 40 homolog A-like. Gene Ontology annotation, cellular component: U1 snRNP; U2-type prespliceosome. The record is from RefSeq and is a predicted model, not a curated record. Gene Ontology annotation, molecular function: protein binding; RNA binding. Bases 63 to 2360 code for a protein of 765 amino acids. NCBI's taxonomy places the organism in Eukaryota, Metazoa, Chordata, Actinopteri, Cypriniformes, Cyprinidae. Gene Ontology annotation, biological process: mRNA cis splicing, via spliceosome. The transcript has 24 exons.
AACACUGAUUGAUAAACUGUGUUUUUAUUGAUAAUCGGCGACUGAUAGUCCAUCUAUUCCUGAUGAAGUCCUCGACUGAAGCUAAUAGUGGCCCCAGUCAAGCACCACCUUUUCCUGGUGUCCCCCCACCUUCAGGAUUCCCCCUGCGCUUUAUGGGCCCACCAGGAAUCCCGCCUCACUUCCCUCCAAUGGGAAUGCCACCCAUGGGCCAGAGGCCGCCCAGCAUGGCCCCCAUGCCCCCGGGAAUAAUGCCCCCCAUGAUACCCCCGAUGGGAGCUCCACCCAUGGCACAGAUGCCAGCCAUGAUGCCACCAAUGAUGCCAGGAAUGAUGAUGCCCCCACGCAUGCCAGCUGCAUCAAUCCAGCCUACAGGACCGCCUGGUGUGAGUCCAGUGGAGACUGCAGCACCGGCUGCUCCUGGAACAACUAGCACCACAUCAACAGAAUCUUCACCUGAUGAACAGACAAAAAAGAAGUCAGUAUGGACUGAGCAUAAAUCACUGGAUGGAAAAACAUAUUACUACAACACAGAGACCAAACAAUCCAGCUGGGAGAAACCAGAUGAACUCAAAUCACCUGCAGAGCAAAUGUUGUCCAAAUGCCCGUGGAAAGAGUAUAAGUCAGACACUGGCAAGCCCUAUUACUACAACUCACAGACCAAAGAGUCUCGCUGGACUAAACCCAAGGAGCUGGAGGACCUGGAGGCGAUGAUAAAGGCAGAGGAGAACGGGACGGCUGACGUUGUGGCUCCUGGCACCACCCCUGCUCUUACAUCUCAGAGUGAGUCGUCUGUUACCGUGGCGGCAGUUGCUGAGACUGAGGUUGCCAUGGCGACAGUCGCCACAGAGGAACAGCCGUCUCACGUGCCUGCGCAGGUCGCUGAGGUCAGCAGUGAUGUCACGGUUAACUCCACUGAGGAAGCGCCCAGCGUAGAGACACAACCCAGUAAUGAUGUUUCUAAGGAGGAGAGACCUGAGCUGGUGAAGAAAGUUUACAAGUGGAACACAAAAGAGGAGGCAAAGCAGGCAUUUAAAGAACUGCUGAAAGAAAAGGGCGUUUCCUCCAAUGCAUCAUGGGAGCAGGCAAUGAAGCUGAUAAUUAACGACCCUCGUUACAGGAAAGCGGAGCAGAUGUUUGGCGAUCAGGAGGUGUGGUCAUGUGUCCCCGAGAGAGACCGGCUGGAGAUCUACGAAGAUGUGCUGUUUUAUUUAGCAAAGAAAGAGAAGGAACAAGCCAAGCAGCUGAGGAAGAGGAACUGGGAAGCUCUGAAGAACAUUUUGGACAAUAUGGCCAAUGUGACGUACAGAACUACGUGGUCUGAGGCACAGCAGUACCUACUGGAUAACCCCACCUUUGCUGAAGAUGAGGAGCUACAGAACAUGGACAAGGAAGAUGCUCUGAUCUGUUUUGAGGAACACAUCCGUGCUCUCGAGAAAGAGGAGGAGGAAGAGAAACAGAAAACUCUGCUGCGAGAGAGACGCAGACAGCGCAAGAACAGAGAGGCUUUCCAGAAAUUCCUGGAUGAGCUUCACGAUCACGGGCAGCUGCACUCCAUGUCUGCCUGGAUGGAGAUGUACCCAACCGUCAGCGCUGAUAUCCGCUUCUUUAAGUUGCUGGGCCAGCCAGGCUCCACCCCUCUGGACUUAUUCAAGUUUUACGUGGAGGAUCUGAAAGCUCGUUAUCAUGAUGAGAAGAGAAUCAUUAAAGACAUCCUGAAGGAUAAGGGCUUACUGGUGGAAAUCAACACGGGCUUCGAGGAGUUUGGCUCAGUGAUCAGCUCAGAUAAACGCGCCACCACGCUGGAUGCAGGAAACAUCAAACUGGCCUUCAACAGUGUAAGCAGACUGCCCUGCUGUUAUUUAUACUCCUAUUCAAAUCUCUCUCUACAGCACGAGUGUCAACAUCAUCAUUCAAAGACUAAAAAACACUCGAAGAAAUCCAAGAAACACCACAGAAAACGUUCCCGAUCUCGAUCAGGCUCGGAGUCGGAGGAUGAUGAGUAUCACUCGAAGAAGAAGAAACACUCCGCUUCUAAAUCUCCAUCCGAGCACUCGUCCUCUGGGGAAUCUGAGAGGAGUUGCAAGAAAUCUAAGAAACACAAGAAGAAGGGAAAGAAAAGACGACACAAAUCAGCCUCCCCUGAGUCUGAAGGAGAGAAAGAGCGGAAAGGAAGAGAGAAAGAGAAGGAUAAAGAGAACGACAAAUCCAGAGGGAAGUCACGUGGAGAAUCCAAACAGAAAUCCCCCAAAAGAAAGAGUACAAAAGAAGAGGGUGGAUGGGAUACGUCUGGAAGCGAGCUGAGUGAAGGAGAGCUGGAAAAGAGGCGUCGUACUCUCCUGGAGCAGCUGGAUGCACCAUAAAUCACUCUCUGUCCGUCUCGCUCUCACACUUGCAUUCCUGUAAUGUGUUUUGCAUCCUCUUGGGAUGAGCAUCCGAGUGUUUGGCUGUGAAUCCACUGGAUCUCAUGUAGUCUCUCUGAGAGGCAGUAUUGUCUGAACAUCAGCACUCUUCAUCUGGGCAUGUUGAUUUUGUAAGAUUAUUUUCAGAGGUUGCAAGUGUUAUGUUGCCUUUAACUGCAGAACCCUUUUUUUAGUCAGUUGUAUAUUUGUUAUUGCCAAUAGUUUUAAACAUCACUGAUAAUGUGGAACAAAAUGAACAAGCCUGCAUAAAAACAACUAUUAUUCAACUUCAGAUGAAUCUGUAAGAUUGUAAAAGUCAUUUUUGGAUUCGGUAUGACCGAUGUCUGCAGCAUUGUUUUCAACUUGAAUUUUGACAAAUAAACUAUAAAAUAAUGCUU